Messenger RNA from Zea mays, 1902 nucleotides. RefSeq lists its product as uncharacterized. Gene Ontology annotation, molecular function: quercetin 7-O-glucosyltransferase activity; quercetin 3-O-glucosyltransferase activity. Bases 368 to 1780 code for a protein of 470 amino acids. The record is from RefSeq and is marked provisional. NCBI's taxonomy places the organism in Eukaryota, Viridiplantae, Streptophyta, Magnoliopsida, Poales, Poaceae. The transcript is spliced from 2 exons.
GUGAAAUUUAGACCCUUUUUGGCAGGCCUAUGGUUGCUCUGAAAUACCUCCAGCUCUUGUUUGUCUAGCUUUCUUGCUUCUCUGGAAGAGCUAGAGUUGUUUUAAAUUUGUUUGAUAAAACAGUUUCUCUUUGUAUUUUUUAAUGACGUGUGGAAAAUAUAGGAGUAGCCGAUAAAAAUCAGGUUUUUAGUGUUCUUGCUCUCAACAACAACAAAAAAAACGAUCUAGCUAGUUCUUGACAGGCAUUCAGCCUUUUUUAUAGUAACCGUAUGGCUUCAUUGCGUGCGCGUGACUGCUACAUACCUUGUGUUCGCUAGCUAGCACUCUUGUUUGUCCAUCCAUCAGCAGUAGCGCACAGUUAGCAAUAAUGGCCGGCGCCCAAGAAGCUGGCGACGCCCCUGGUCAUCAGCCGUGCGCGCGGCGCGUGCUGGUGUUCCCGCUGCCCUUCCAGGGCCACAUCGACCCGAUGCUGCACCUGGCGGGCGUGCUCCACGCGCGGGGCCUCGCGGUGACCGUGCUCCACACGCGCUUCAACGCGUUGGACCCCGCGCGGCACCCGGAGUUCCAGUUCGUGGCCGUCCCCGACGGCACGCCCGCCGACGUCGCCGCCAUGGGGAGGAUCAUCGACAUCAUCCUGGCCAUGAACGCCGCCAUGGAGGCGUCGCCGGCCGUCGGGGAGGCGCUGCGGGCGUCCGCGGUCGCGGGGCAGGACGGGCGGCCCCGCGCCUCGUGCCUCUUCGUCGACGCCAACCUCCUCGCCGUGCACAGGGCGGCCAGGGCGCUCGGACUGCCCACGCUGGUGCUGCGCACCGGGAGCGCCGCCUGCCUCGGCUGCUUCCUGGCCUACCCCAUGCUCCACGAAAAGGGCUAUCUGCCUCCGCAAGAGUCGCAGCUGUGCACGCCGGUGCCGGAGCUGCCACCACUCCGAGUGAAGGACCUGAUCUACUCGAAGCACAGCGACCACGAGCUGAUGCGCAAAGUCCUCGCCCGGGGCAGCGAAACAGUGAGAGAUUGCUCCGGCGUCGUCAUCAACACAGCCGAGGCACUGGAGGCAGCCGAGCUAGGGAGGCUCCGCGACGAGCUGGUCCACCUCCCGGUGGUGCUCGCCGCCGGCCCACUCCACAAGCUCUCCUCCUCCAGGGGCGCCGGGAGCAGCUUGCUCGCCCCGGACCACAGCUGCAUCGAGUGGCUGGACGCGCAGCGGCCCGGGUCGGUGCUGUACGUGAGCUUCGGGAGCCUGGCGGCCAUGGACUCGAGCGAGCUCCGGGAGGUGGCAUGGGGUCUGGCGGAGUGCGGCCACCCCUUCCUAUGGGUCGUCCGGCCCAACAUGGUACGAGGCUGCGACGUCGACAGCGCGCGGCAGCUGCCGGAUGGUUUCGAGGACGCCGUCAAGGGCAGAGGCGUGGUGGUCCGCUGGGCCCCGCAGCAGGAGGUGCUGGCCCACCGCGCAGUGGGUGGGUUCUGGAGCCACUGCGGGUGGAACUCGACUCUGGAGGCGGUCAGCGAGGGGGUCCCGAUGAUCUGCAGGCCGGACGCCGUGGACCAGAUGAUGAACACGAGGUACUUGCAGGACGUCUGGGGCGUCGGCUUCGAGCUCCAAGGGGAGCUGGAGAGGGGGAAGAUCAAGGACGCGGUUAGGAAGUUGAUGGGUGAGCGGGAGGGAGCUGAGAUGAGAAGAGCAGCGCAAGAGCUUUGCGCGAAACUAGCAGGCUGCUUGGAGAGCACUGGGUCUUCUCAGGUUGCCAUUGACAAGUUGGUUAGCUACAUUCUGUCUCUGUGAAUCUUCUGUUCUAUGGCGUAUGUGUGUUCCGCUGGGUUAGCAUUGGCAGCAGCUUAACAGCUGGUACUCUUAUAUGGACAAUUAUUCCUGUCAAUUAUAUGUAGUGUUCUCUUUCUCUAGCU